AUGGCUACCCUUUUUAAACCACGAAACAUCACCAGAAACGUGCCUCACAAAUUGUGCCAUUCACUGGGUCUGCAGAUCCAAAACCUGAUCUUGUCUUCAUGUGGUAUCAAAAUCGUUUCCAUUUCUGCCAGGCAGAUCUGCGAAUCUCCAAUCCCCAUCGCCCCAUCGCAUCGCCAGGCGCAUCUUCCCUCCACCCUGGAGUCGGACGCUGAGCUGGCGGCCGCCCUGGCCGGAACGGCCGGAACGGCGGAUGGGGAGGCGUUCCAAGUGCGACGUAUCGAGUUUCUGGGGCAGGAGGUGCCUGUGCUGCUGCAAAAUCGCAACGGUCCUUGCGCUCUCUUGGCCAUUGCCAAUGGGCUCUUGCUGCGAGGUUCUUGGAACAUCGGAGAGAUGGAGAGCAGCAUCAGCAGUCGAGACUUGGUCAGUCGCCUGUCGUACUUGUGUGAAGAGCUCAAUCUGCAAGCCAUGCAGGACGACUUUACUCUGGCACAACGUGUGCGUGAAGUCGUCAGCACUAUGCCAAAGCUUUUGGAUGGGUUGCUUGUAAACUGCGAUUUUGGCUCUUGCAGCAGCUUCCAAGAGUGCUCCAGCACUUUGGUCGGUACUGGACUCUUCAAACUCUUCAAGUUACAACUUCACCAUGUGUGGGUGGAUCCAGAGGUGCACAAAGUUGUACCCACGUGGAAUGAUUUACAGGACCUUCUGGCCAAAGCAGCCGAAGUCCAAAGCCUACGUUCGGAAAAGGAGCUUUCCCAAAAUGAUGAGGAACUCCUCACAAAGGCUGCCUUGAUGCAGGAGUGGUGGGAGGCGAAUCGCGCCCAAAGCACCGAGAGAGGCAUCAAGGAGCUGCAACGACAGGUGCAAACGGGCGAGGUCUGCGUGCUCUUUCGGAACAACCAUUUCUGCACCGUCUAUCGCCCGGGAGCUAAUUCCCCCUGCCCGCAUCUCUGCACGCUCCUCACGGACGAAUGCUUUCAAGGCUCUGCUUCACCCGUUUGGGAGACGUUGACCGUGGAAGAAAGUCAGUUCCUGGACUCCUUCUUUUGCCCGAUGGAGGACCUGCCCCCCACCACUGCCGGCAUCGCCGCGGCCGCCGGCUAUGCCGACGGCGCACACGUCAACGGCCGUGCGGCACCCCUGGCGCCGGUGACCAUCGGCGCGGCGGAGCCCAGGGAAGAAGCAGCGAGGACCGGCGGCGAAGCACCGCCUGCCACGACAGCUGCAACGGAGACCCAGACACGCUCCAAGGGGAUUUACAAUUGCAGGUGUGGAAAAAACUUCGCCACGCGCAAUGCACUUUUCUGUCACCACCUCGCCAAGAGCCACUAGCGUCGCCAGUGAAGACGGAACUGCCUUUUGGGAACGGGGGACGGGACAAGUGGUGAGUGAAGAU
Molecule: messenger RNA, 1393 nt
Organism: Cladocopium goreaui
Lineage: Eukaryota; Dinophyceae; Suessiales; Symbiodiniaceae
Source: the annotation of a GenBank genome assembly